This is a messenger RNA of Neomonachus schauinslandi (Hawaiian monk seal), 1386 nucleotides long. It is a transcript of the gene TACR3, whose product is annotated as tachykinin receptor 3. The transcript is spliced from 5 exons. Gene Ontology annotation, cellular component: plasma membrane; sperm midpiece. The record is from RefSeq and is a predicted model, not a curated record. Gene Ontology annotation, molecular function: tachykinin receptor activity. NCBI's taxonomy places the organism in Eukaryota, Metazoa, Chordata, Mammalia, Carnivora, Phocidae. Bases 1 to 1386 code for a protein of 461 amino acids. Gene Ontology annotation, biological process: positive regulation of flagellated sperm motility; G protein-coupled receptor signaling pathway.
AUGGGCACUCUCCCCGCAGCCGCGAACUGGACGGACGGUGCGGGCACCGCGGGCGCGGACGCCGGGAACCUGAGUGCGGCGCUCGCGGCAGGGGCGCCUGAGGCUGAGUGGCUGCAUCUGCUGGUCCAAGCCGGCAACCUCUCGGCCUCCUCCUCCGCGCCGGGACUGCCUGCGGCCUCCCCGGCGCCUACGCAGCCCCGGGCCAACCUCACCAACCAGUUCGUGCAGCCGUCCUGGCGCAUCGCCCUGUGGUCCCUAGCAUACGGCGUGGUGGUGGCCGUGGCGGUCUUCGGGAAUCUCAUCGUCAUCUGGAUCAUCCUGGCCCACAAGCGCAUGAGGACCGUCACCAACUACUUCCUCGUGAACCUGGCUUUCUCCGACGCCUCCAUGGCUGCCUUCAACACCUUAAUCAACUUCAUCUAUGCGCUUCACAGCGAGUGGUACUUCGGCGCCAACUACUGUCGCUUCCAGAACUUCUUCCCUAUCACGGCCGUGUUCGCCAGCAUCUACUCUAUGACGGCCAUUGCGGUGGACAGGUAUAUGGCCAUUAUUGAUCCCUUGAAACCCAGACUGUCUGCCACAGCAACCAAGAUCGUCAUUGGAAGUAUUUGGAUUCUAGCAUUCCUACUUGCCUUCCCUCAGUGUCUUUACUCCAAAAUUAAAGUCAUGCCAGGCCGUACUCUUUGCUAUGUGCAAUGGCCAGAAGGUCCCAAACAACAUUUCACUUACCAUAUUAUUGUCAUUAUACUGGUGUACUGCUUCCCAUUGCUCGUCAUGGGUGUCACAUACACCAUUGUUGGAAUUACUCUCUGGGGAGGAGAGAUCCCAGGAGAUACCUGUGACAAGUAUCAUGAGCAGCUAAAGGCUAAAAGAAAGGUUGUAAAAAUGAUGAUAAUUGUUGUGGUGACAUUUGCCAUCUGCUGGCUGCCUUAUCAUAUUUACUUCAUCCUCACUGCAGUCUAUCAACAGCUAAAUAGGUGGAAAUACAUCCAGCAGGUCUACUUGGCCAGCUUUUGGCUGGCAAUGAGCUCAACCAUGUACAACCCCAUCAUCUACUGCUGUCUGAAUAAAAGAUUUCGAGCUGGCUUCAAGAGAGCAUUUCGCUGGUGUCCUUUCAUUGAAGUUUCUAGCUAUGAUGAGCUGGAGCUCAAGACCACCAGGUUUCACCCCACUCGGCAAAGCAGCCUGUACACAGUGAUCAGGAUGGAGUCCAUGACAGUGGUGUUUGAGCCCAGUGAUGCAGACAACACCAGAUCCGGUCAGAAGAAGAGAGCGACUCCAAGAGAUCCAAGCUUCAGCGGCUGCUCCCGCAGGAAUUCCAAAUCUGCCUCCACCACUUCAAGUUUUAUAAAUUCGCCCUAUACCUCUGUGGAUGAAUACUCCUAA